GGCGUCGACCCCGCCUCCAUCGUCGGCAAAGUCCUCACCCGCAUCCGCUCCUCCCCGACCCACCCCGCCGUCACCCUCGACUUUGCAGACCGCACCACCUACCAGGUCCGCGUCGACGGCUACGACCCCGCCCACCGCGGCGUCCCCAAGUCCCUCGAGACCAACGCCCUCCUCGCCCGCCUCUGCGCACCCGCCGGCGUGCACGCCCACGUCCGCCUCACCGUCGCCCGCUCCACCUUCGUGAAGCUCAAGGACACCGCCCACGCCCGCGCCCCCGCCUCGGGCGCCGAGAGCCGCUGGGGCGUCGAGCACCUCGCGCUCGCGAUCCAGUUUGAGGAGCAGCCGGGCUGGCACUGCGUCUGGGCCACCAUGGCGGAGUACGAGGGCGAGUUUGGCCCCUGCAAGUUUCGCAGCUUCGACGACGUCUAUCUCGACAAGAUCCAGCGCGCACCCGCACCCGCACCCGCACCC
This is a messenger RNA of Heterobasidion irregulare TC 32-1, 471 nucleotides long. RefSeq lists its product as uncharacterized. The record is from RefSeq and is a predicted model, not a curated record. The transcript has a single exon. The annotation marks the transcript as partial. NCBI's taxonomy places the organism in Eukaryota, Fungi, Basidiomycota, Agaricomycetes, Russulales, Bondarzewiaceae.